UUUUUGUACUUAAACAGAUCGGUACAUUAUUGGUAAAAAUCUUUAGAUUUGAUACGUUUUUCUGAAAAGAUUAAACCAUUUGAAUAUUAGUAAAUUAAAUAUUUAUUCAUUUUAAGUUAUCUAUGAUUUAGGUAGUUAUCAGCGAGUUUUAUUAUAUCACCACAAAAAUGAACUUGCUUCGAUUAUAGUUUUAUACUUGACCUUUGAGUCGUUAGUUCGACGAAUAUUCUCUUGGAUGUAUACACAAGAUAUAUUAUGUAUUAUCAUUAAGGUAUUACCUGAUAGAAAAAGACACUAUAAUAUAAAUAACAUAAGUAUUAUUUUUAGAUUAGUUCAAGUAAUUAAGCACAAUACUGAUAAAUAUUUUUGCACAGGAAUUAUUUUUUAUUGGUGUUAAUUAAAAUUAAAUACAAAUGAAUGUAAAUUUUGCAUGAUCUGUUGUUGAUUUUAUGGGACAAAAAUAAUUGACAUUUUUAUAUUUUAUCCAUAAUAAACUUGCUUACAAGUUAUAAAUCAUGAAGUUACGAUAAAUUAAAGAUAAAAAAUAUCUUAUGAAUGCUUGGUGUGGCAAUGAGUUUAAGUUCAAUGGCUACUUCCUUUCAUCAUUUUUAUUUCUGAGAUAUUUCACUAAAAAAUAAAAUGUUUGUUUGCUAUAAGAUUCAAUGCUAUUCAAAUAUGUGGUGUCUCUAUCACAUUUUAUUUCUUUUGAGCUUUUGCAUCCAUCGUUGGGUUGAAAAUUUGCACGAGAUGUUUAAACGUGCGGCUUUCGCUUUUUCCAAUUAAAGUGACGUUUUUUUUACUGGGUUUUACAGUAUUGUUGAAUGUCAUUGUGUCAAUGUAACCAAUAUUGGUGGUAUUGCUAAUUAUUGAUGUUGCUAACAUGACUGUAUUUGUGAAAAUAUUAAUGAUUAUUUAUUUAUUUUUUUUUGAAUUUUCUGUUUGCUAGAAUUUCCAGGACUCUAUAUAUAGGUGUAACAAAUUAACAUUUUAGCGGUCGUAAAUUGCAGCAGCGCCUGCGCACUACUGAUGCGUGGUCUCUAUGUACUUUAAGGAGGGUAUUUGGUCGUGUGUUGCUUGUGCUUACAUACGUCCGAUAUGUGGUACCCUCGACGAACAUGUCACUCUAUAUCUUUAUACUUGUAAAAUUGUAUUACACCUGCCAUAUUAAAUCAAAAUAUAUUAUUGUUUAUGAUAUCAUGAUGAUGUAUUAUAGUUCACAUUGUUUACCCACAUUUCCUAUGUAUUAUAUGAUCGUCAAUAACAUGUGUUCGCCGCUGUUCUUUUUGUUCGUUUAUAGAUACCAAAAUCCACGUAAAUCGUCCUCUAUCAUCACCACAGCAACUACCAACAUGUUAACCGAGUGUUGCGACGUCAUGGUGGCGCAUAGCCCGCCGAUUUACAGUGGACCGCAGCAGGAUCAGCUGUCCGUUCUCUAUCAGAACUUCCGGUUGGUCGUGAAUCAAAAGCAACCGUCGCCGUUGUCGAUCCGCCGAUCGUCCUUUUCGCCAACUCGAUCGGACGAUAGGCAGUCUCAGGUGGCCAACUCGCCGAGUUCUAGUAAGCCCCGUAGACCGUGUCUUGUGGUCAGGACCGAUUCGGAAUGCAGUAUAGGAUCUUCCUCGAGUUCGUCGUCUGACGAGAAUGAGCCUUCCAGUCCGAUCCGGAGAAAGAAGAAAGUGGUAUUCGCCGACGACCGAGGCCUAUCGUUGACUCAAGUGCGAUUGAUGAACGAACCGUCGAACCAGCCGCCCAAACUGAUGACCACCAAAAAACCGUACUUUCAGAGCUUAUCCCAGUCGGCUGCGUCAUCGUUGUCGUUCCUUCAAGCGGAUGCCACCGGUGGUACGAACUCCAGAUCGGCGGCCGGAGCCAAACAUCUGCAGCUAACGGGCUUCUCGGAACAUUCGCCGCCACAGUGGAACCUCAGAUUCUUGCAGCCGGCUUCCAGCUACAUGGACUUCCGGAAACGGUUGGACACGGAAAACGUGUCUCUGGAGAACGUGAUCGUCCGGUCGCCGGACAGGCGGAUCGUUGGCACGGUCAAGGUACGCAACCUGUCCUACGACAAGGACGUGUUCAUCCGGUCUACGCACGACCGCUGGGCUGAUCACGCGGACACGCCGUGCAUGUACGUGCAGAACAACGCCAUGCUGACUGCGGCCACCAAUCCCGCGCCAAACGUCGCAGCCAUCUACGACACGUUCUCGUUCCAGUUGCCGCUACCUGUUCAUGCCAUGUCCAUGGAGUUUGCCGUCUGCUACAGAAGCUCAGAUUUCGAGUGUUGGGACAACAACGACGGUCUCAACUAUUGCGUGUCCGUGGGCAGCCCGUCAAAUGGCGCCCCGAUGCUACCGCAACAACAGCUGCAGCAGUCCCCGCUAUCGCCCGGCCUGGUCGCCGACUUCGAUCACCAUCCGAAGCAACCCGUCCACUACUUCGGCGCCCAGUCCAGGCAGAACUCGUGGUCUACGUGGCGUGACCAGAAAACCGAAGGUUCCGCGUACUGGUGAACGUUCCAUCCGCCGCCCGUCAGCCAAAGUCUGCCAGUCUAAAAUAUUGUGGGAUUUUUUUUUUUUAAUUUCGAAAAAAAUACUGCAACUUGACAAAGUUAAGCAGUGAGAACUGUUCGUCGCCCACCCAAAAUACCAUUAUUAGUCGACGUGCAUGACCGCGUGUAAAUAACAGAUAAAUGUUAAACUAAACGAAAUGUAUACGUUUGUUUUUAUACAAUUUUUGAAUUUUUAUGUAGGUACUUCUAUUUAUUGUUUUAUAUUAAGUAUAUUCGAAAAAA
Melanaphis sacchari is the source of this 2791-nucleotide messenger RNA. Its product is annotated as protein phosphatase 1 regulatory subunit 3B-like. NCBI's taxonomy places the organism in Eukaryota, Metazoa, Arthropoda, Insecta, Hemiptera, Aphididae. The record is from RefSeq and is a predicted model, not a curated record. Gene Ontology annotation, cellular component: protein phosphatase type 1 complex. The transcript has 3 exons. Bases 1116 to 2510 code for a protein of 464 amino acids. Gene Ontology annotation, biological process: regulation of glycogen biosynthetic process. Gene Ontology annotation, molecular function: glycogen binding; protein phosphatase 1 binding.